Messenger RNA from Anneissia japonica, 5770 nucleotides. Its product is annotated as zinc transporter ZIP10-like. Gene Ontology annotation, molecular function: zinc ion transmembrane transporter activity. Gene Ontology annotation, cellular component: membrane. NCBI's taxonomy places the organism in Eukaryota, Metazoa, Echinodermata, Crinoidea, Comatulida, Comatulidae. The coding region runs from base 199 to 2046 and encodes 615 amino acids. The transcript has 9 exons. Gene Ontology annotation, biological process: zinc ion import across plasma membrane; intracellular zinc ion homeostasis. The record is from RefSeq and is a predicted model, not a curated record.
CUUAUUAUAAUCAGUCAAACAGCAAGUAAUAUAUUGAUUGUUGUGUUCAUGUAAAAUUAUCGUCUAGGCCUAUAAGAACGUUGAUUCAAUUUAGGAUUCUCAUUUCCUUCCUUUUUGUUUUCUACGUCUGAGAGUGCUUAGUCGGAACAUGGAGGAAUUAGUUUAGACAAGCCUACUCUAGAUUACAGGCCUUUCAAGAUGAAUUUGAUGGGAAGAAUUUCUCGUAUGCUUCAUCCAACAAUUGUAUUCUGCUGUUGUCUGCAAAUGGCACUCAUAAUAACAGCCAAUGCUGAACAAGCACUCCAAGAACACAGCCACACUGAGCACAUUGAUCACAACGACACAAGCUCCAUUCCUUUAAGCCAUGUAUAUGAAGAACAGAGCCUUAAAACCAUUUUCAGUAAAUAUGGAAAAAAUGGAGCUAUGGAUUAUGAUGCAUUUAAGGACUUUCUGAAAAACCUUGGACUCGGUGAACAGGUAGAAUUGCACUCAGAAGACAGCCAUGAUCAUGACCACGCUGAACGUUCAGUGUCUGUUGAAGAAAAUAAGACCGUACAAAGCACACAAGAAAUAAGAAUUAACCGGUGUCUCCCAGCUCAUGAACUUUAUCGAAGCUUUUCAAAAAAUGCAUCAAAUGUCAUUACAAAUGACGAUAUUUUGACAAUUUGUCCAGUUCUUCUCCAACAACUGGAUAUUCAAGCCUGUAAAUCAGAGAUGGAAUCGGAAGAGGAGUUACCUUCUAAUAAACACGCAUGGGGCUACAGCUUUGCCUCUGUCACCUUCAUCAGCCUAAUAUCCAUCACUGGUAUCCUUGUUGUACCAUGUACCAAACGCUACCCAGUCAUCUAUACUAAUCUCAUAUCAUAUCUUGUUGCGCUUGCUAUCGGUGCACUCAUCGGGGACGCCCUACUUCAUCUACUUCCACAUGCAUAUGGUGUACAUGGUCAUAAAGGUCAUGCAGAGGAAGACGCAAUUAAAGCAUCUACUGUUGUGUUGCGGGGCUCAGUUGCUGUUUUUGGCAUCCUCUUUUUUUUCAUCUGUGAGAAAUUGUUGCACUUCCGUAAGGAAAAGGAGCAGGAAUCUAAUGUGGAGAAAGCAUCGCAUGACAGUACGGAUGCUGCUGUUGCAAUGAGAAAACAGAUGACAGCAGUAGAACCUCUAAUAAGCAACCGGAAACCGCUAAUGUCAGGUUGUUCUUCAUUUCCUCAAGGGAAUAUAAAAAGAUCAUGUUUAAGAGGUACCCAUAGCGAUGCACAUCUUAUACAUAUUCAUAAUGACACUCAAGUGCAUCAGCUUUUCGAGAGCAGUGACAUUCCGAUGGUGAAAUUAGAAUGUGGUGAAGGAACGUGUGAGACCCCGUGUGAUGAUUCCACAUGCCCAGAGGCUCAAUGCGAGAAUCAGGAGGAAUGUGAUGGUUUUAUAGGCAAAGAUGUACGUGUCUGCAACUCGGAUCCUGAGAAUCGAGUUGAAAUGACUGAAAUCAUACAAGAGGAGGAAGAGAAAAAAAGCCCCGGGCAUGGGCAUAGUCAUAAACAUAGCCAUGGACAUAGUCACGAUCACAACUUUUCUGGUGGCAUAGCAACAGUGGCCUGGAUGGUCGUCAUGGGUGAUGGUUUGCACAACUUCUGUGAUGGUAUCGCUAUUGGUGCUGCAUUUGCGAAUAGCGUAACAGGUGGAAUAAGCACAUCUAUUGCAAUAUUCUGCCAUGAAAUUCCACAUGAAUUAGGUGAUUUUGCUGUUAUGUUGAGAUCCGGGAUGUCUAUUAAGAAAGCUCUGGCAUACAUGGGACUGUCAUCUGUUCUGGCAUACAUCGGCAUGAUGCUGGGCGUUGGUAUUGGCAGAAUUGAAGAAGCUAACCUGUGGAUAUUUGCACUCACAGGGGGAAUGUUUCUCUAUAUAGCAUUGGUAGAUCUGCUUCCAGAAUUGCUAGAGAGUUCCAAUAGACAUGUCUGCAUGGUGUUGCUACAGUCAUUUGGAAUCAUGUGUGGUUUGGGUAUCAUGGUAUUAAUUGGCCUGUAUGAAGAAACAAUGCAAGAGAGAUUAUAAUCAACUACACGUCAAAGAAUUGUUUAUAGAUGAGAUACAGCAUUAAUAGCCUAUACCACAAUGGCAUAUCUAAGGUGGAGAGGUGGAGUGAUAGGAAUGCAAGCCUAGUAGAAAAAUUGUGCAUUACCUCUAGGUGACCACCCUCCCCACUAAAAUUUUUCUGUUCAUUAUUUAAAAAGUAAAAAAUCACCACAAAAUCUGACCAGAUUGCUCCCCCUGACUUCAAUCAGCCAGUGAUAUCCCUAGAUACACCAUUGAUAUAGUCAAUCCAUAUUAAAAAGUAAUUAUAUAUCUGUGUGCUAUUCUAGAUAUGGAUGUGCUUAGAUCUUGACUAUAGCAUUGUCAUCUACUGUAUAGUCAACCACAGCAUUUAACCCACCAUAUUAUUAUACCUAAAUAUACCACUGUAAAAACUUUGGUAAUUUGAGUACCAAUUACCCGGAAAUGGUAAUACAGUAUUAUUGCGUAGAGUAAGUAAAAUAAAGAAUGUAUGGCGGUACCGUUAAUCAAACCAGUAAAUAUGCCACUAGGGUAAAAUAUAUUAAUUCAGUAUCAAAUCUGUAUUCAUAUUUUCUAACUUGUGCUGACGAUGUCCAUGGUCCAAGCCUUUGAUAAUUACAGUAUUAGUAAAAUCCAGGGUCCAAGCAUUUGAUAAUUAUUAAUUAGUAAAGUCCAGGGUCCAAGCCUUUGAUAAUUAUUAAUUAGUAACGUAAAUAAUUUACUUGUAAACAUAAUUUGUAAACAUAAGCUCUGGGGUAGUAGAAGUCCUGAAAAUAUUCAUGAAAAAGAAUUAGAAGCGAUUACUGUAAUUACGAGCUUGCAUUCGCGAUAAACGGUCAGCUGUAUUUAUUUAUAUAAUAUAUUUAUUUAUAUUAUUAUUUUUAUUUAGCUAUUCCGGGCCCCCCCCCCCCAGCUGGGCCCGGGCCCCAGGGUACUUGCCCCAGUUACCCCGGCCUCUUGGCGCCACUGAUCAUGACCAUAUUUAGGCAUGUCACAUGUUUAUAUCAAUGAGAUUUAGUAGUGUGGACAAGACAUUAAGAAAGCUCAUUAAACCAAAUUUCUUGGAAGCAGCUUUUGCCAACUUGGGAUCUUUGUAGUUCUAGUGUAUAUAAACUCUAUGGCUCAAUUUAAUUUCUAUGGACAAAUAGAUAUACAUCUGGUAAUGUGUCCAUGGGAGUGGGCUAGCAAUGCCUUGACAGAGGGAUGGGUUCAAAUCCCAAGACCAACUUGAAUUGUAAUUUCUACUUUGAAUUGGUUGAUUUUUGUUAUCCAGUUGUCUGUGUACUUCAUUCAAAUCCAUCAGAAUUUUAGGUGUCGUUAAGUUAGGUGGACAUCAGAUUUCAAUUUUUUUUAUAUGUUGUUAUUUUAUCGUUUUUUUGCAUAACUUAAUGAUACCCACACAUAUAAGGAAUUAUUAUUUUUUAUUUUAAUGGAUCGUGAGACAAAAAAAAAAAAUAUGAGUACUGUACCUCUGCGUUCAUUCAAUAAUUAUUAUUUUAAAAUCCACCAGAUGUUGGACUAACAUUUUACCCAUUUGCAAUGGACCUUUCAAACUACUAACCAAUCAGAACAUGUUAUUUUAUUAGCAAGGAAUAUGUGCAUAUACCACAAACAUGCAAAUUUAUGCUCUUUGAAAUUCAACACCUUAGCAACAGUAUCUAAGGGGUGUGUUUUAGUGGCAUGUUCCAUUUGAGCUCUGAAUUAAGCAGGUUUGAAUUAUAUAACUAGGAAAGUUUUAAAAAUGCACAUCUAGUGGGAUUUAUUGGGAGUUUGCAAUGUAUGCUUUAUUUUUGUUGUAUCUUCUUCGGUAAUUUCAUCAAUUGAUUUUAAGACAACAACAUUAUGCAGUGCACAAAUGCCACAGUAUGUUUCUUAAAGCUUGGGGUGACACAGCUGAGUGACGCCAGGGUCCAGGGCAUCUUGAUUUAAACUUAUCAUUUGCAUAAUACAUUAGGUUAUACGUCUGAGCUUAAUGGUUUUUUAAAAGCCGAGUUUUGCACAAACUGGUAGACCACCCGCUGAUACAACACCGGUAGUAACCCUAUGUAACAUUUUCCCUGAUCUCACCCGACUACACCCAAAGUUUUAUAAACACAUGGUAUUAAUAUCAAUGAGUUUUUACUCACCAAAACUCAAGUGUAUGGCUGUGUCCCACGGUGCUGGAAUUCCUUUGUAUCCCAAUAUGCAUAGUUAAUGUAUUACUUUUUCAUUUAUGUAUCUUCUUGUAGUACUUAACUUAUCAAUGUAUUGUGAUUCAAAUACCAAAGCUCAAGUGUAUGGUUGUGUCCCACGCUGCUAGAAUUCACUGGUAUCCCAGUAUGCAUAGUUACUGUAUUCUUUUUCAUUUAUUUAUCUUGUAGUGGGUGCAUAAUUGAUGUAUUCUUUUCCAUUUAUUUUUCUUGUAGUAGGCUGAUCAUAACCAUGCACGAUGUUUACUUAACUUAUCAAUAUAUAAGGCUCAAGUGUGUGGUUGUGUCCCACGCUGCUGGUGUCCUUGGUGUCAAUUUUUUUGGACGUACCUUCCUUUUGGAAGAGUGCCACUGAUAUAAAAGUGAAGUUCUCAAUAAUUAAAUGUAUUAAUUUUUUAUUUAUUGAACUUGAAGCUGGAUUAUAGCGAUGCUUUUAACUUUAUCAAUGUAGUGUAUUGUGGUUUAUAUCCAGAGCAAUCAUAUUGUGUCUCGCAUUCAAGGGCUCUCACAAUCUUUCACACUCAAUGACCAAACACACCUAACAAAAUCCUUUAUACUCUAUGUUUUAUUUAUGCUUUGAAAUUGCAUUCUUUGUAUUCUUUAAUAGUAAUUUUGACAGCCAAGAUAGGCUGCAUAAAACUGCACUUGGGAUGUCUUGCUUGCUUUACCAUGCAUUCUAAUGCCAUGGCCACACUUAUGGUUAUCAAAUCCUGAUAACCAUUUAGAAACCCCAGAAGCAGAAACUCCUCUAUAUCAUUAUAAUUGUCAUAAAAUCUAGUUCAAUCUCUCUUGGAAACAGAAUAAUUCAACACAAUAACUUUAAUCGUGAGUAGCAUACAAUUUGAGGAUCAUGUGUUUACAUGCAGCGUGUUGUGCUGUUGAAUCCAGCAUGCAAAUUUAUUGUUAUUAUGACCAACACUUUUACAUUUGAAGUGUGGACAAAAAAUACCAUGUUUAGUGCUAUAAUUAUUUUUCUACAAUUGCCAUAUACUGUAGAAUUAUUAUUAUUAUACCAUAUAGAAUUAUUAUUAGUUAAACUAUUAUCAUAAAAUACAGUUGUAGUCAUUUAGUUAUAGUAGUAGGUGUAGUCGUAUUAGUUAGGUAUAACUAUGUAAAAUGAAACACUGCUGGCUUCAGUGCACCUGAUGAAUAGACCACCUGAUGAAUAGACUGCUGGCCAAAAGCUUGUGUGAAUAAAUACUAUUACUUAUCCACUACGUGACACGUGGCACAUGGCUGAUAUCUUCUUCCACUUUCUUCUGUACUGAGCUGCAUGUCUCGCUUCUGGCCAACUUCCGCAUCCAAAAGAUGUUCUUUCGAUCACAACUGACCUUCUCUAAGUAGUUUUUGGUCUGCCUUGCAUUCUCUUUCCUUCUGUUGUCCAUGAAAGGACAAUAUUCUGGUCACCGUUGUUGUCCAUGUGCAGUAAAGUGCUACCAGUGUUUAAUUUUACAUAAUUAUUUAGUUUAGGUUUUGUGUAAACUUAAUUAAGACUUUCUUCUGUCUAGGCCUAGUAAAAGACUUUUCAAGCUUUA